AUGACCAACAACAGUGCCUCAUCCUCGGCCCUUCUGCAUGCUAUGCUAGCCUAUUCUUCCCUCCAUCAGCAUGGCAUGAGCGAAACAGCUCUGAAGUUCAAAGUUCAGGCACUCCAUUUACUAUCCAACUCCGCCGAAGAUGAAGAACUGUCCUUGGUGAAUGCUUCCCAGCACGUGGCUGCUUCCAUGCUGCUUGGGUCAUUCGAGACUCUACGCCCUUCUGAGAGCUCAGGCGAAUGGCUGUGGCAUAUUUGGGGCGCUGUGGAUGUCAUUCAAGCUACUCAACUCCACGAUCAUUCCUCUGAGGGUGAAACCUACGCUCUCAUUGACUGGGUCAACUAUCAUCAUACGCUCUCACGUUUUAGCACGCAACACUGGCGACACAAAGCACUGGCUCAAAAGACGUUCAUCAAACCAAUCCAACGCUCCGGUCUCGUAGCCACAUCCCAAUUAUCGAUAUACAAACCUAAUCACCCUUCUAUAGAUCCAGCGGCUUCUAUAAUGGGCCUCCUUUUUGAGGCAUGCGAUAUUUUAGUGGAUCCAAAAGAUCCCAAAAGCCACAGCCCAGAAUAUCGCAACUCACUCCAACGGCUCGAGGCGCAGGUCGACGAUCUCAUCGCCAGCCCGAUCCCAAAUGAUCUAAAUCCCGAAAGCGCAGUUGCCUUAGAACUAUAUCGCGUAGCGACACGCAUAUACAUAGCACGCGCUUCACAGAGUUCAUGGGAAGCGCCCGCUCUUCUAGACUCGCUCAUAGAUACACUGUUUGACGGACCAGUGGCAUCGUGUACCUGCAUCCACUUCUUUCCUCUGCUGAUUCUCGCAUGUGAAUCAAGGAGAGACGAUCAGCGGGUGGCGGUUCUUAACUUGAUUGACAGAACACAACGGGAUGCACGGAUAAGAAGUAUGAAGGCUGUGACCAAUGCUAUUCAGGCUAUUUGGGUGCAGCAGGAUCUUCAUGCUGAUGAUGAGGUGUUGGUGAAUUAUAUGGAUCUUCUCAGUAUUGGGAUGAGCUCAAAUAGCACUAUACCAUCGUUUGCAUAA
Messenger RNA from Fusarium tjaetaba, 1041 nucleotides. RefSeq lists its product as uncharacterized. The record is from RefSeq and is a predicted model, not a curated record. Lineage: Eukaryota; Fungi; Ascomycota; Sordariomycetes; Hypocreales; Nectriaceae. Gene Ontology annotation, molecular function: DNA-binding transcription factor activity; transcription cis-regulatory region binding. The coding region runs from base 1 to 1041 and encodes 346 amino acids. The transcript is spliced from 3 exons. Gene Ontology annotation, cellular component: nucleus. Gene Ontology annotation, biological process: positive regulation of transcription by RNA polymerase II.